Messenger RNA from Chilo suppressalis (striped riceborer), 2920 nucleotides. The record is from the annotation of a GenBank genome assembly. Lineage: Eukaryota; Metazoa; Arthropoda; Insecta; Lepidoptera; Crambidae.
CUUAAAUCUAGUCCAGUCACAAGUUCUGUUACAAAUAGAUUAUUCAUUUCUUUGUCGCAAUAUCCUUUAAAAGAGGCGUGAAGAAGCAUCUUGCAGGCCAGCAAGGUGACAAUAGCUGAUGUGGCAGCUUAUGUUAUAAAAGAAGAUUAUGAAUUAAACUACUUAAUUGGCAUCGUUUCAUCAAAGAGGCAAGUAAGUACUAUUAAACUAUUUUGUUUUUUGGUUCUUUUAAGCAUUUUAAAAUUCUUUAGAUCCUUUUUUAUCAAAUCCCGUGCCGCCCUUGACCAGUACAAAUUAAAUCCACUCGAACACUAAGGGAAUCCCAAAGAUAUUUUUUUGAUAACCGCCACUGUAGUUUCCAGUUAGGUAUCGUCACAAUAAAAAAAAAUCCUGAAAUACGCAAGUCCAGGCCCAGUGGCCGUGUGUGCUGAACCCGUUAAUUAACGAUUCAGGUCAGUCUGAAGUCAUUUUUGAACUUGAUUUCUCUGUACCUAUAUCGGUAUAUAAUAAAAUAAUACAGGGAAUAAAUAACCUUGCUGAGUUUCUUGCCGGUUCUUCUCGGUACAAUGCCUCCCGCCUUAGAUUAGCGAGCAGAUGGCAUAGCUUCUCGACCUUCACAAGUGCUUAUUUUAACAGCUGAGAUUAGACUGAAUAAUUGAUAUUGAAUUGAAAUCAUAAUCAAGAGCAGUCUUUCAGCACAACUGUACGGGACCUGACGGUUUUGCCUUCCAUUUUUGUUUCAAUGAUGUCAUUAAACGUAACAUCGAGGUUGGGAGUGUACAUUCUGAAUUUAUUAUUUCAACUAGCGAAAGUUAUUCUGAUAGUACUGUCAACAUUCCAACUGACCUCCUUUGACUAUCCCAAAAGUGCUGAUGUAACAGAUGGUGCCACGUACGACUUCAUCAUCAUAGGAGCCGGGUCGGCGGGUUGUGUAGUCGCUAACAGGCUUACAGAAAUCAACGACUUGCGUGUACUCCUUAUAGAGGCUGGGGAUGACCCAGGGAUUGAUUCCUAUGUCCCUGGAUUAUUUCCUUUUGUCCUUCCUGAUUGGAAUUACUACACUGUGAACGAUGGAUACUCGAGUCAAGCAACAACCACCAAAAAUAUCCAUUUGAUUAGAGGUAAAUCACUAGGUGGUUCAAGUUCUAGUAAUUAUGAAUUACACGUUCGAGGAAAUAAGGCAGAUUUUGACAGUUGGGAGGAAAAGGGCAACAUUGGUUGGAAUUGGAAAAACGCAACUUAUUAUUUCAAGAAAAGUGAAAGACUUAAUAGUCAGGCUAUAAUGGCUAGUCAGUCAGCAGUUUUACACAAUACAGAGGGAUAUUUAGGCAUCAUCAGACCUUUUUGGAAGGAGAGAUCAGAAAAUUAUCUCCAAGCAUUCAGCGAAAAUGGCCAUGAUACACUAUUGGACUACAAUGGAUUUCAGCAACUAGGGUAUGCCGAGUCACAGUUUACAAUUGACGACAAUACUCGCCAAAGUACAGCUUAUUCUUUUAUAAGACCAAUUAAAAAUCGAAAUAAUUUACACAUACUUAAAAAAUCUCUAGCACGAAAAAUAUUGUUUGAAAAUAAAGUAGCCGCUGGUGUUGAAAUAAAAUUGAACAGUGGGCAAAUUAUACACGUAAAAUCCAAAAAGGAAAUUAUAUGUUCGGCAGGUGCUGUGAAUACACCAAAAUUGCUAAUGUUAUCUGGAAUUGGUCCUAAAAAGCAUUUAAGUGACCAUAAUAUCAAUGUACUGAUUGAUUCCCCUAAUGUUGGUGAAAACCUUCAGGAUCAUGUUGCUGUAUCGGUGAUGCUUACUGGCAAAAAAAAUCCAAUAUCAGUUAUUCAAAACUUAGAUAUUGUAAGAAAUAUAAACGUAUAUCCAAACCCAGUUAUUAUGGGUUUCGUAGCUCUAAAUAAAAAUCAGAGCUAUCCUGACUAUCAAGCAAUAGUAUUACCCUGUCCUGUUGGGACGCCCAUAACGACUGCUUUCACUUCGUUUGUUUUUAAUUUAAAUGACGAUAUAUCUGCUUCUUUUCUUGAAGCGGCAAAGAAAACCGAAUCUCUGUUUGGUCCUAUUGUUCUUUUACACCCUGAAUCUAGAGGUAAAAUUAAACUAAAAAGUAAAAAUCCUGAAGAUGAUCCAUUAAUAUACACUGGGUUCUUUUCAAAGGAAAGUGAUUUAGACAAGUACGUUGAUAUUAUGAUGGAUUUUGUGAGUGUCAUUAACACAACAUAUUUCAGAAAUGUUAACUCGGAUGUAGUGAAAGUAGAUAUUAAGCAGUGCGAAGGCUUAAAGUUUAAGAGUCGUGAAUAUUGGAAAUGCUACUCCUUGUAUAUGGCAGGAAGCUUGUACCACACAGUGGGUACUUGUGCUAUGGGACCGCAAGGCGAGGGAGUGGUUGAUGAAAGACUGAGAGUGCGAGGUGUUAACGGACUAAGGGUUGUUGAUGCUAGUGUAAUGCCAACAAUCACAAGUGGCAAUACCAAUGCUCCGACGAUUAUGAUAGCAGAAAAAGCCUCAGAUUUAAUCAAAGAAGAUCACAACUUAUUAUAGAAUGAAUACGUAAACAUGAAUAUAACAUUGUAAUUUAUUUUAGUAUAAGUACUGCAGUCAUGUUUUUGUUCAUAACUGAGUGUGUUAAAUUGUUAUUGUCUGCGCAACUGAAGAAUUAGUGGAAUCUUUAUAAUAUACGCUAUUUCGGUAAGCGGGUGUGAGAACUUGUAGUGUUAACUAUCUCACAUUACUUCUUCAUCUUUUAGAUUUUAGUUUUUAUGGACAAAUUUUAUUGACAAUAUUUGUAAUCGUAUUGGUAAUGCAUCCUAAAUUGAGUUAAUUUAUUUUUAUAGAUUUUUAAUUGACAUUUGCUUACAUUGACAUUGUUUUUUCUUUUGUUUGUUUGACAUUUUUAUAUAGUUUACAACACUAAUAUAAUAU